This is a messenger RNA of Daktulosphaira vitifoliae (grape phylloxera), 2111 nucleotides long. RefSeq names its product sec1 family domain-containing protein 2-like. The transcript has 11 exons. The record is from RefSeq and is a predicted model, not a curated record. Gene Ontology annotation, biological process: vesicle-mediated transport; intracellular protein transport. NCBI's taxonomy places the organism in Eukaryota, Metazoa, Arthropoda, Insecta, Hemiptera, Phylloxeridae. The coding region runs from base 167 to 2011 and encodes 614 amino acids.
UAUAAUUCAUUUUUUCUUAAUAUUUUAAUUUUGAUUUUCCAAAUAAAUAAUUAACAUUGGCUUGUUGUUUAUUAAAACAUACGCAUUAUUCAGAUAAUAAUACGGCUUGAAUAAAAAAUUAUUAUUUUAUUUUAGUAACUCAGCAGUUGGUUAUAAUUCUAUAAGUAUGGUUUUUAGUACUGACACUCCAUUUUCAGUGAUAUGUGAUUGGUCAUGGACUGAAGUUUGCAAAUAUACUAGAGAAGCAGCUGUAUUCUUGGAUCAGUUUGCUGCUGAGUCUUUACACUGGCAUGGAGGUUGUGUUUUGCUUUAUAAAGCUGGUGCUAAGAGUAUUAAAGAAUUUUCUUCUUUCGAGAGCGGAAACCAUAAAGAAAGAAGAUGUUUGAUAAUUGUUGGAAAACCUAUUGAUGAAACAGUAAUGACUGUCACUCGUGAUGUUUUAGUUAAUAGUAAUUUCAAAUACUGUUGUUUUAUUGUUGGAUGUGGAUAUGAAUCUUACCAUAAUCAGAUAAUAGAAAAAUUAAUUUCUGAUAUUAUUAUUUCCAAAUAUACAGAUGGCACAGUAGAUAUUAUAAAUAUACCAAUAUCGAUGACCUGUUUAUCACCAUCAUUGUUCUUAAUACCUCAUCUUCAAAAUGUUCCUUUGUUUAUUGAAAAUGACCGUGAUGCAUAUGCAUCAGUAGUUGCAACUACCCUAAGGAAUAUAUUUGAGCAUCUUAAAGUAAAACUUGAACUUUAUUGUGUUGGUCCAUAUAGUGAAGCUGUAUCACAAUAUUUUUAUAAAACUCAGCCAACUUCAUACACUGAAUCAAAUCAUAUCAACAUUAUAUUAAUAGACAGAUUAGUAGAUAUGUAUGCAGUUACUGAAUUUUCAUCAAAUUGCCCUUUAGAUAAAUUAAAUAUGCUUCUUACAAGGUUUCCUGGAACUUGUUCAGAUGUUUCAGUUGUCAAAGAGCCUUUAUUAUACAACGAAAAAUUAAAAGAUAUCAAUAAUCAAGUACAAGUACCAAUAUGUUUAGCUUCAAUUAUGAAGCCUACUCCUAUUAUGGAAUGGUUGUUAACUAAAAAUGAAAAAGAAUUAUUGACUUGCAUUCGUAAUUUUAUAACAGAAAAAACAACAGUAGGACCAGUGAGAAAAGUAAUAUCUAGAAUUACACCUCAGUUUUUAGAAAGUCUUUUAGCUGAUGAAACAUUUGAAUCAAAUGAAAAUAUUGAUUUUAAACAACAAGUUUUAUGUAUUUGUGCUGCUUUAAAAUUGCAAAAUGCUUCCAGAAUUGAACUAGCCCAAAACAUUGAAAAACUUUUAUUACAAAAUAUAGUAAUGGAAAGUGAUAUUGAUAUACUAUUGCAAAUGAAGCAAUUAUUUCAAACAAGAAAAGAUAGAAAAUUGUCUUUAGAAAUUCUUCUAUGUAUAUUAGUUCAAUUAUAUUCAAUUAUAGAUCAUGAUUAUGAUAUAUCUGAAGAGUAUCAAAUUGAAUUGCAAACUAUGCUGGGUGCAGCAUUAUAUGAAGAUAAAGACAUCCUUCCAGAAUACAUAAUUAAUGAUAUUAUUGAUCAUCAAGUUAUUACUCAUGAAGUUUGUGAAGAAGCAGCAGAAAAAUUCUUUUUUAUUUUAAAUAAAAUAAAAUUAUCAAGACAAACAUUUAUGCAAUAUAAAAAACUCUACACAAGAGAAAAUUUGUAUGUUCCUGUCGUUUAUAACUCAUUUGUCAAACAAUUAAUGAAUGAUGUAUGUAGCCCCAUGCGACCAAAUUUAUCAUCAAUCAUGAAAACUAAAUCAGAUGGUAUAACUGAUUUAAUAAAAAUGGGUUUUAAUAAAAUAAUAAAUUCAGUCAUCAAGCAUCCAUUAGACUGUGAUCAUUUAAUUGUAUUUGUGCUUGGUGGUAUAAGUGGUCAUGAGGUUCAAUCAAUUAGUGAAGCGACUAAAAAUUGUGGGAUAAGAGUAAGCAUUGGUUCAACAAGUAUGCUAUCACCAUAUGAAGCACUUCAUGCUCUAUUUAAAAAUUGUUAAUAUUAUAUUGUAAAAUUAUGUAUAUAGUAUAAAUGAUAUACAAAAAAAAAACCAAAAAAUUACAUAUUUAAAUAUACAUGAAGUUAUAAUUAACAGUUAA